CACCCUGUGACUGCCUCAGCUUAGCAGAACCAACCACUCCCCGCCUCACAGCUUUGGAGUGGCCACUCUCUUGUAACAGAAACAGACGCACAUUACGCGGCCAACGGAUAGCACCAUCGGCGCGCCCACAAGUGCUCAGCUGUCCAUUCGAGUCAUGAGUCUAAGCGUCGGCCCCUCCUCGCUGUCGGUCGACGCCUUCUCUGACCCCUACGACCCCGCCUAUCGCUGCCGUCCGACCAACCCUGGCACCGCAUUGCACACCUCUCACGCUGACGGCCAUCAACUGAUGCUGCCAGGAAGCCGGGGCGCAUUCAACGGCGCCCCAGACAUGGCGCCGCCGCACAUGCGGCCGCCGCCCUCCGUUUUUGGGGAAGGAUUCUCACCCGAGCCGCAUCUUGCGCACGUUUCAUCCGCAGAGCCCGGAUUCCCCAAUCCUCCUUUCGGCGCUGACACGUUUACGCCUUCCAUUGGCGGGUGGGGGGCGGCGCGGGGAGCCGUGGUCAUCCGCAGCGGCGACGACGAGGACCAGUCGCGUCACGUCCCCAUCGCCUACCGCCCGCCGCCCCAUCGGCCCCGCGCGGGCGCCUCACAGGCUCCGCCAGCUCCCGCGCUGCACCUGGCGGAGGGCGUGACGAUCAGGCAGGGCAGAGACGACGACUUUGACACGUCGCACGCCAUUCCGCUCCCCGCCUCCAGCUUCCGCAGCAGCGCCCCGCAGGCUCCGCCCCAUCUCCGCCGCGUCGACCCCGCGUUCCCCGCCGCCGAGUAUGCCGGGACUGCCGGGGCUGCGCUGUCCUUCGACGGCUACCCGGGUCGCGGCAAUUCCGGGGCCUUCAAUCCCAGCCUGCAGCGCUUCGACGGCGGGGGCCGCAUCUCCCCUCCGCUCUACGCAGGCGUUGGCGCGGGCCGCAUGGGCGGGUCCCCGCAGAUGUACACAGCUGGCGGAGGGGGCGGCGGGGGAGAUCGCGCGGACUGGGCGGCUCACAGGUUCGCGAGCGGAAGCGAUCUGGACAGGGGCAGGCGGAGCCAGGACGGGUAUGCGGGGGGGAGUGCGCGCUUUGGCAUAGGGUCGAUGGACGGGAGGGGAGAGGGCGCGGUGGGCGAAUUCCGCGAGAUGGCGGGCAUGGGCGGAAUGCGGCCCGCGCAAGGCGUGUUCGCGUCGCGGUCGUAUGACGAGGAGAGGGGCGGGAUGUAUGGGGAGAUGGCUGGGGCUGUGCGCGGAGCAGUGUGCGCGGAUGGCGCUGCUGGCGGGGGAAGCUGGCGGAACGGGGGCGAGUAUUACGCGGGCGAGGGGGAGGCGGAAGGGCGGAGCGGGGGCGGGAGCCAUCAGAGCGGGCUGUCGCUGAAGGAGGAGUUGGCGGCGCUCGACGGCGGCAGCGACGAAGCGCACGGCGAGGCGCCGCUGAGGAGCUCCCAGCGACCCAACUCCGACGAAGGCUGGAACAUCCCCCUCAAUCCAUCCUGCGAGUACCCUCUAAGCAACCAGUUCAACCGCGGCCCCCAGCAUUCCACCAACAUGACUGCUGAUUCCGGUGCUUACCUAAGCGCCGACUUCUCCAUCUACUCCUCCUCCUCCGCCUCUCUCUCCCUCCCAUACCGCUCCCGCCACCCAGCUGCUGGCUUCCCUGCUGGCAGCAGCGGUAUGUGGGGGGGAGCCAUGGGGGCAGCAGAGAGUGAUGCGGGGAGUGUGGUGGGCGGAGGGGGGAGGGAAGCAGGCGGCGAUUGCCGUCUUUUCUCGGAGGAGCAGCUGGCGAGGGCAACUGACAACUGGAGCCCGGCAAACCGCCUGGGGAAAGGCGCCUUUGGCACGGUGUACAAGGGCCGUGUGAUGGGGUGCGACGUGGCGGUGAAGCGGCUGGAGGGCGGCAGCUGGCAGGGGCCGGAGGAGUAUUUGACGGAGGUGGAGGUGCUGAGCCGCAUGCGCCACCCGCACAUCGUGCUGCUCAUGGGCCACUGCCCCGACGCCAUGUGUCUCGUCUACGAGUACCUGCCAGCUGGCUCGCUGCAGGACCACCUCAAACCGGCUGGCUGCACUGGAGCCGGGCGGCGGGCGUUGUCUGUGGCGGAGCGCGUGCGUGUGGCGAGUGAGGUGGCGUCGGCUCUGCUGUUCCUGCACCACCACGACCCCCCCAUCGCCCAUCGCGACCUCAAGCCCGACAACGUGCUGCUCGACGCCAACCGCGGCUCCAAGCUCGCUGAUGUGGGCCUCGCGCGCCUCAUCGCGGAGGACGACUCGACCACCACGCGCGUGCGCGGCACGGUGGGGUACAUCGACCCGGAGGAGGUGAUGACCUUCGAGAUCAGCGUGCUGUCGGACGUGUACGCGCUGGGGCUCAUCAUGCUGCAGCUGCUGACGGGGGACGGCAGCAUCAAGAGCCUGCACCAGCGCAUCAAGCCGUUCCAGGACGCGCUGGAGAGCUACUGGGAGCAGGGAGGGGCAGGCGGCAGCAGCAGCAGCAGCAGCAGCAGCCCCAUGGUGCAGGCGGUUACGGCGCUGGUGUCGGACCAUCUGGACGUGUCGGGGGGCGAGUGGCCGCUGUCCCUGGCGUGCCAGCUGGCAGAGUGGGGCCUGCGGUGCGCCGCCCGGCAGCGCGUGCACCGGCCGGACCUGGCGGGCGAGCUGCAGCCGGCGCUGGGAGGGCUGGUGGAGGAGGUGGAGGCGGGGGAGAGGCAGCGGCAGCAGAGCAUUGAGGACCAGUUCAUGUGCCCCCUGUCCCAUGAGCGAAUGACUGAUCCAGUGGUGGCAGCAGAUGGCUUCACAUAUGAGCGCAGCAGCAUUGAGGAGUGGCUCCAGACGCACGACACAUCACCAUCCACUCAUGAACCGCUGCCACACAAGCACCUCACACCCAAUCAUGCACUGCGCAUGUUGCUCCAAUCAAGAUGAGGCGUGCACAAAGCAAAGUGUGUAUGGCGAAACGCUGUAACGUCUCUACUAGUUUGUUGGUUUGAUGUUUGGAUUUGGGAGUGCGCACUCGUGUACAUGAAUUGUUUCAUUUCAUUCAAUCUUACUCUAGGUUUUGAAUGAAGAAUGAUCGUAGCU
Molecule: messenger RNA, 3043 nt
Organism: Closterium sp. NIES-67
Lineage: Eukaryota; Viridiplantae; Streptophyta; Zygnematophyceae; Desmidiales; Closteriaceae
Source: the annotation of a GenBank genome assembly